Nothobranchius furzeri (turquoise killifish) is the source of this 801-nucleotide messenger RNA. NCBI's taxonomy places the organism in Eukaryota, Metazoa, Chordata, Actinopteri, Cyprinodontiformes, Nothobranchiidae. The record is from RefSeq and is a predicted model, not a curated record.
AGUUCUGUGAGCAGAAAUAAACAGAGGACGAGUCUGGCAGGCCUGGCUACAUUUUAUCCGUUUUGCUAUUUUGUUCUGAAAUCAAACCUGUUAGUGGUCUCGCCCAUCAGCUCAAACCCCCUCCAUCAACCUUGGGUUGUUGGUACAGUCCGUCAGCCCGCGAAACGGAACAACAACAACAUGGCGUCUAAAGCAGGUCGUCGAGGUACGAAACGCAAAGCGGAGGUUGAGGCUGAGGAGGAGCAGACGUCAACACAGAAGGAGACCGGAGAGGAGCACGUUGGCCAGCAAAACCUCAAGGUGGUUAUUGAACAUUGUAAAAGCUGACGAGUGUAUGGGCGUAAUGCCCAGGAGGUGAAGUCAGCCCUUCUGGCCAUCCGCCCUGGUCUGAGUGUGGUCAUCAACCCUGACAAACCCCGCAGGAACAGCUUUGAGAUCUCUCUGCUGGAUGGGGACAAAGAAACGUCCCUGUGGAGCGGCAUCAAGAAGGGUCCACCACGUAAAAUGAAGUUUCCACAACCUGAUGCUGUUGCAGCUGCUCUGCAGGAAGCCUUAAAGAGUGAAUAAACACACAGUAAAGCCGGGCAUCCAGAAGAUGACUAGAAGCAAAAAUGAUGAAGAGUGACCAAGGAGACUUUCUCAGUCCCUCUUCUGAAGAAGCCAGCUCUUUGACACCUUCUGGUUACGCGGUGACACCUGCUGGGGCAUCUUAGUAAAUACAGGAAGUCUCCUAGUGUCUUUCAAGUGUUUUAUUUCUCAAAAGUUGAGUGUUGCUGAUGUUAAAUAAAAUGUUACUUUGUU